This is a messenger RNA of Aspergillus niger, 966 nucleotides long. RefSeq lists its product as uncharacterized. Bases 1 to 966 code for a protein of 321 amino acids. The record is from RefSeq and is a predicted model, not a curated record. Lineage: Eukaryota; Fungi; Ascomycota; Eurotiomycetes; Eurotiales; Aspergillaceae. Gene Ontology annotation, molecular function: zinc ion binding; oxidoreductase activity. The transcript is spliced from 5 exons.
AUGACUGUCGGAAACAUAGAGUAUAGCGAAGCACGGAAAUUUAACAUUGUUGAUAAAAAGCUUCCUACCGUUCGAGCACACGAUAUUUUAAUCAAAGUCAAGGCCUGCGGUGUCUGUGGUACCGACCUACACAUCCAUGAGGGUGAAUUUGGAGCCCAAUUCCCACUAGUACCCGGCCAUGAAACUGUCGGCAUCGUCGCAGCAUUCGGCACCGAAGUCAAUGGCUUCACAGUAGGGGAUCGCGUGGUGGCCGAUAACUCGGAGCUAUGCGGACAUUGUCACUACUGCCGUCGAGGCAAGGAGCUCUUCUGCGAGAACUUUAUAGCCCAUGGUGUGAUGGUCGAUGGCGGAUUCGCCGAAUACGCUGCCUACCCGGCCUAUCGCGUAUUCAAAAUCAAGAACCUGUCAGAUGUCGAUGCCACCUUGCUGGAGCCUGCAGCCUGUGCGGCACACGGGCUGGAUAAAAUCGCCCCGCAGAUGGGAUCCAGUGUUCUUCUGUUCGGCGCCGGUCCGACAGGACUAAUGUUAGCUCAGCUUCUUCGCCAGAAUGGUGGCUGUCGAACUGUUAUUGCUGCACCGGGCGGGUUGAAGAUGGAGCUGGCCAAAUCGCUAGAUGCUGCGGAUGAGUUUGUUGAGCUCCCGCGGGAAGAAGAUGCCGCGGCUGCUAGGCUGGAGGAACUGCGAGGGAGAUAUCCAUACGGCUUUGAUAUUGUUGUGGAAGCCACAGGUAGUGAAAGGGUUCUGGAAAACGCCAUACACUUUGUCACCAAAGGUGGAAAGCUGGUGGUAUAUGGGGUCUACAAGGAUGAGAGCCGCAUCUCGCUGUCACCGAACAAAAUCUUCAAGGAGGAGAUUCAUGUUCUCGGCUCGUUCAGUCAGACAUACAAAUUUCCAGCUGCCAUUGAUUAUCUUGAUUAUAAGCCCGGCUUUUCGCUCAUAGAUAUAUAUCUUUUAAUUAUAUUUUGA